This is a messenger RNA of Histoplasma mississippiense, 1161 nucleotides long. RefSeq lists its product with no specific name. Lineage: Eukaryota; Fungi; Ascomycota; Eurotiomycetes; Onygenales; Ajellomycetaceae. Gene Ontology annotation, molecular function: transmembrane transporter activity. Gene Ontology annotation, biological process: transmembrane transport. The coding region runs from base 1 to 1161 and encodes 386 amino acids. Gene Ontology annotation, cellular component: fungal-type vacuole membrane. The transcript has 7 exons. The record is from RefSeq and is a predicted model, not a curated record.
AUGGCUUAUAUCCGGCCGGAUCCUCCUAAUGGAGGAGGCAGAGCAUGCUGCGGAACUUUCCAAUACUAUUAUCGGAGUGCCAUGCUCCCUGACCAAACUGCAUCACAGCUUGCUUGGAUCACAACUUUGCAGAUCGCUUUUUUCUUCGCAUGCGGGCCAGCUGUGGGCAAACUUGUGGAUGUGUAUGGUUCACGAGCAGUCAUCGCGCCAUUCGCUGCGCUGGCCGUCAUAUCACUUGGUACGCUGAGCCUCUGCAGUGAGUACUACCAAGUACUCCUAGCUCAGGGGGUUGCUUUUGGAAUCGCAGUCUCCGGGACCUGUUUGCCCGCAAUAGUUACGGUGUCCCAGUGGUUCUCAACCAAAAGAGGAUUGGCUGUUGGUGUUGCAAGCUGUGGAAGUAGCGUUGACAGGAAGAUCUCCCAGGAUAUAGAGCCAGAUGAUUCUGAAUCGGUUAGGAAUAAAGCGGAGGAGGUUGUAUUGGAUUCUCCCGUGCUCGAGACUGCGAUACCACCAAUCAACGAAGAGAAAAACGCAAAGGGGAUGGGCGUCCUGCUUCAACGGAAACCACUUGGAUGGGCGGGUUUUGUUCUGGGGACCUUCUUCUUCAUGUGGUCAUUCUUGGCGCCUUUCAACUAUCUCCCUCUGAUGUCAGUUGCCACUGGAAUGUCUCCGGAUCUUGCGCAGUACACUCUCACAGUAACCAACGCCGGUUCAAUGUUUGGUCGUGUGGGCCUGGGGGCUGUGUCCGACAAAUUGGGCGCAUUUAAUGUCAUGUGCAUUGUCACCACCUUCACUGCUACGUCAGUUUUAGCUUUUUGGCUCCCUCUCAGCAACAGCCCCUCCACGGUUGGUAUUUUUAUGUUUGGGGGAAUCUACGGGGUUGCUAGCGGCGGUUUUAUCAGUUUGAUCGCUCCUUGUGUUGUUUCUCUCGCAGAUAGCCAGCUGGAGAACCUUGGCAUUACGUUCGGGCUUGUGUGUAUAGGCCUUGCAUUUGGCGCACUUGUCGGCUUACCAGCAAUGGCCGCUGUGAAAGACAGCGCUACCUCUCACAGCUUUGAAGAACUAAUUGUCUUCACAGGGGCAGUAUUGGCUGUCGGCUCGGUCUGCAUGAUCUUCUCCCGCUAUAUGAAAGGCGGAAUCAAUAUCUGGACCAAAGUCUAA